Messenger RNA from Orycteropus afer afer, 390 nucleotides. RefSeq names its product tubulin folding cofactor A (gene TBCA). NCBI's taxonomy places the organism in Eukaryota, Metazoa, Chordata, Mammalia, Tubulidentata, Orycteropodidae. Gene Ontology annotation, biological process: post-chaperonin tubulin folding pathway; tubulin complex assembly. Gene Ontology annotation, molecular function: beta-tubulin binding. The record is from RefSeq and is a predicted model, not a curated record. Gene Ontology annotation, cellular component: microtubule cytoskeleton; cytosol.
CGCCGUCUCUCUCCACGGUUACCCUUGCUCUCCGCCCCUCCUUCCUGCGGCGUUCGACGGACCAUGGCGGAUCCUCGCGUGAGGCAGAUCAAGAUCAAAACCGGCGUAGUGAAGCGAUUGGUCAAAGAAAAAGUGAUGUAUGAAAAAGAAGCAAAACAACAAGAAGAAAAGAUUGAAAAAAUGAAAGCUGAAGAUGGUGAAAAUUAUGCUAUUAAAAAGCAGGCAGAGAUCCUGCAGGAGUCCCGGAUGAUGAUCCCAGAUUGCCAGCGCAGGUUGGAAGCUGCAUAUUCCGAUCUUCUGCAGUUAUUAGAAAGUGAAAAAGACUUGGAAGAAGCAGAAGAAUAUAAAGAAGCACGUUUAGUACUGGAUUCAGUAAAAUUAGAAGCCUGA